AUGUUGGGUUACUUACCAGCCUUACGCAUGUGCUGCACGAUGUGCCGGGGUGUCUCGAUUGAUUGGCCAACAACAAGCAAGAUUCUCUCCAGUCAGCCCCGGAAGUUCUUUGACCUUCUAAGUGGUUACCCAUUUUCCAAAGGCCUACCUACAUUGAAUUCAUUACGAGAUCCUGUUACUGUCCAGGUUUUUAAGAUGGCUAUUGCUCAUGAUGGCAUCUACAAGGCUAGCCUUCGGACGGGGAGUAAGGAAUUCAAAUACGCUCUUCGGGAUAUUUGGCGCAAUGGAUGGCUGCAUGCAGUGGAAUCAAAAUGGGAUAUACGUUAUAUCUUUGCAAGCCAAAUUCACCGUUGCCCCAUCACCCACCAGAUAUGCAGGCUGCCCAGUAGCCGAGCAGAUGCUUGUCCUUGA
Messenger RNA from Aspergillus oryzae RIB40, 411 nucleotides. RefSeq lists its product as uncharacterized. The transcript has 3 exons. The coding region runs from base 1 to 411 and encodes 136 amino acids. The record is from RefSeq and is a predicted model, not a curated record. NCBI's taxonomy places the organism in Eukaryota, Fungi, Ascomycota, Eurotiomycetes, Eurotiales, Aspergillaceae.